This is a messenger RNA of Entrophospora sp. SA101, 498 nucleotides long. The record is from the annotation of a GenBank genome assembly. Lineage: Eukaryota; Fungi; Glomeromycota; Glomeromycetes; Entrophosporales; Entrophosporaceae.
AUGCCAAAACUUAAAAGAAAAAUUAAAUUAUGUAAAGAACUUGCAGCUGCUAAGAAAAUCAAAACAUCAAAUAAAAAUAAUUUAGUAAAUAUUGAAGCUUUUAAUAAUGAUAAUGAUGUAGAGAAUUUAGGAGUUGAGGAAUUAUCAAAUAAUGUGGUUGAAGGAGAUUCAAGUAAUGAAGUUGGAGGAUAUUUAGAAAUUGAAAUUGAUGAGGAUUUUGAGUGGUUUGAUAAUGAAAUUGAAAAAAAUGCUGAAGUACAUUUGAAAGCUGUUCAAAAAUACCUUAGUUUAAGAAAUAAAGGAUAUGCAAAAAUUGAAGCCAGUGAAAUAGUUUCUGAUCUUAUGAAGAAAGGCAAGUGGUUUUCAAGAUGUAUAAGAAGCUGGUCAAAGACUUUUUUAGAAUAUGGUGAUGUUCCUAAAUCUAGAUGUGGGCAACAUUUAAUUGGAAGCAGUAUAUUAGAUGAUGAGGAUGAACUAGCUUUUGAUGCUUUGUUGUGA